AUGGACGACCAAAGCAAUCUGAUGAGGCAACUCCUCAACCAAAUAAGCUUGGCUCAAAACCUUGGCCUUGGACAACCGGGCAAAGAGGGAAGGAUGGACGAACAUGCCGAUAGGCAGCUCGACGGGUACCAAGCAGGUCAAGCAGGAAUAAGUAGACAAGGCGAGGGACAACACCGUGAUCGACCUGCCAACAUGUCGCAAGCAUCUGCAAGCUACACUCAAAGCAGAUUGAGUUUAAGGAACAACGUGCAAGAAAGGCUAGGCCCACGACUUGACAUCCACGCCCGCAGGAAAAUGUACAUGAAAGGCUAA
This is a messenger RNA of Prunus armeniaca (apricot), 312 nucleotides long. The record is from the annotation of a GenBank genome assembly. Lineage: Eukaryota; Viridiplantae; Streptophyta; Magnoliopsida; Rosales; Rosaceae.